Colletotrichum navitas is the source of this 1986-nucleotide messenger RNA. RefSeq lists its product as uncharacterized. Bases 1 to 1986 code for a protein of 661 amino acids. The record is from RefSeq and is a predicted model, not a curated record. The transcript has 4 exons. NCBI's taxonomy places the organism in Eukaryota, Fungi, Ascomycota, Sordariomycetes, Glomerellales, Glomerellaceae.
AUGGAUAGCUGGGUACACGACGACCUGUGGGCGCGGGGAGACGUCGGCGGCGUAACGGCUGGCUACGGAAGUGCCGCGGAUGAUUCGAUACGAGGCUCCCACAAGGCCACGAACACUUCGACGGCCGCCAUCAUCAACCAGUUCCGUUUUCAGUCUGCGAAAUCGAUACGAACCUCGACCAUCAUUCUCGCCGUUUUCAAUGUCAUCGCCGCCUUUGCGACAGCAGUUGGAAUCUUUUGGGACGGAUAUGCAACGGCUAAGAAGACCAACCAGAAGUUUGGCUUCAGAACACAUGGUUUCAACUUUGUUGGACCUGCCGAGACCUUCCCUCUGAUCCUCUCUGUUGGCAUUGUUGUCCAGGGCAUCGUCUUCGCUGUUGCACAGUCGACUGGACUCGACCACCUCCUUACUCUGGGGUGCACCAUCACCUCCCAGAUGAUGCUGCCUGCGGUUUUCAUUGUUCCCUACAUUCAACUAGUAUUCGCCCUGGAGGUGGCUUUUCGGUCUCUACGAAAGAACCCGCUGCCCCCUCGUAGCAAAUGGAACGUCACCAUAUGCCUAGCCACUGUCGGCACUUUCCUACUCGUUACCUACCUCGUUACUCUCUUUGUCCGCCCUCCCAACUUCUGCUUUGCGUCCCUCUUCUGGUUCGUCCAGCGCUGGAAGGAGGGGUGCUUCGUUAUCCUAACAAUUAUCUCGGUGGCGCUGCUCGCCUCGACCCUCGUUAUCUUCUUUCGCCUGCACAACAAUGCCAGGAUUGAGAACAGCGAGCGUGUCGCUGCUUCCAGGAUGGUCUACUUCCUGGCGGUCGCCUUCAUUUCGACUACACUUCUCAUUCCUUUCUUCUUCACCCUCUCAUUCACGGAGCAGCGAGCUGCUACUGGACAAGCCCUCACACUUGCCAUGAUUGCCACUGUCGUUGCCAAUGUGUCUGGCUUGAUGACUGGCGGCCUGCACCUGUUCUUGCGUUCAAACACCCUCUCCACCAUCGGUCCCUGUCACAGUGAAAAGUCCGAGUCCGAGCGUAAUAAGCUCAAGGCCGGCAUCCGUGUCUACAGUGGCGGCAAUGAUUACGAAAAUCACAUGAUGAACCCCGUCGGCCGAGCACAAUCCCUCCGACGGAUGGACAGCACCGACAGCCUGGUGCCCGAGAAGGAGGAAGAGGCUCGUAUCGAGAGCCCCUCCGGCUCGCCCACGUAUGCCAACCCUCUCCGGUCAAAUGCUGUGUGGCAGACGGUCCCUGCUCCUCUGCAGACACCUGAACCCGCGCAGGUUCCGAAUUACCAGAUCCCAAAGGCCCACGCGCCCAUAAGGUCCUACUCGUUGUUCCCAAUCGAGCAACAAAACAACACCAAAUCAAUCACCUUGCUCCCCGCCAAGACAUACAAGCCCGCCGUGACGACAUUUGAAGAGGAUGAUAUAUUGUUCCUCCAGCCCCCGCCAUCAAUUCACCCUCAAGGCAUUCGUCAUCGUCGCGACUCUUCCCUCGCUUCGUCGGCGACUGUUCAGAUUGGCCUACGUCUGUCAAACGUUGAUGACAUGCCGCCUCUCACGUCUCAAUACUUCCAGAACAACUCAAGCGUCACCAGUCUUGACUGCACCAACGAACGGGACCUCGACGCCCUCAAGCGGCCCAGCCCUUUGGCCCAGGUCGAUGUCAACGGUGAAAGUGAUUCGUCCGACUCCGAGGAGGACGAGACUCUGGUGUCAUCGCCUGUCCGUUACGAGAAGGAUGCACGGAUGAAGACUCUCCCAUCUGUCCCCGAUCACUCUGCGCAUGGGCAAUCGCGACUGGAGGAGCGAGAGCCGCAACAGCUCACUCUUAGUCCGGCGGUCUACAGACCCGAGAGCCCUCAGAAGACCAGAGUCACCAGCCCCCAGGGCGUUGGCUUCAACAACCUUGCGCUGCGCAAGAAGGCCCCAGUCCAGUGCACCAAGCAGGAUUGCCAAUGCUCCGGUCAACAUGACAAGCGUGAUUGGAUCUGA